Molecule: messenger RNA, 582 nt
Organism: Prunus mume (Japanese apricot)
Lineage: Eukaryota; Viridiplantae; Streptophyta; Magnoliopsida; Rosales; Rosaceae
Source: RefSeq, a predicted model, not a curated record
AUGGGUGAUGCAGAAUCUUUGCAUUCCGCUGAUGAGCUGAAACGCCAGAAGAAAAUCAAAAUGGCCAUCUAUAUUAGUAUUUUCGUUGUGUUUCAGAUCAUAGUUAUCACCACAAUGAGUCUUACUGUCAUGAAAGUCAAGACCCCUAGGUUCAGGCUAGGCAACAUCAACGUCCAGAGCUUCGAAUCUGUCCCGGCAACGCCUUCAUUCGACACGAAAUUCACAACCCAAAUCAAAAUCAAGAACUCAGCCAACUGGGGUUCCUACAAGUUCAAUGCUGCCAAUGUCACAUUUCAAUACCAAGGAACGACUGUGGGAGUAAUUAAUAUCGCAAAGGGCAAGGCUGGAUGGCUUUCGACCAUAAAAAGAAAUGUGGAGGUGACUUUGAGUUCAAGUGGAUUAACUGGUUCAAAUCUGGGCAGCGAAUUGAGCAGCGGGGUGUUGACUCUCAACAGCGUAGGCAGAUUGAAUGGAAAAGUAGCAAUUAUGUUCAUAAUGAAGAAGAAGAAGGCUACCAACAUGAACUGCACCAUAGCUUUUGAUGUGUCUGCCAAGACCCUGAAAUCUUUACAAUGCAAAUGA